Spodoptera littoralis (African cotton leafworm) is the source of this 1781-nucleotide messenger RNA. The record is from the annotation of a GenBank genome assembly. NCBI's taxonomy places the organism in Eukaryota, Metazoa, Arthropoda, Insecta, Lepidoptera, Noctuidae.
GCCACGUAUUGACCCUGUUCAAUUAUUGAAUUGCCUGGGUGUACUCCUGUCACCAAACGGUGGGAUCAAAUCCAGGGACGAGGUUCAGAGGCUCGCUAGCCUUAUGACAAAAUUUUCGAAGAAAUUGGUAUCUAAGUGUAUUUAUAUACAAAUAUUAAAGUGUACAGAAACGGAUUUACUCGGUUUAUUUAUGGGAUCCGGAGGCUGGGUUCUGGUACACAUGUGGCUUACAGAAAGUAUAGUCGCUAAAAAUUGGCCUCUUGUAAAAGAGUUGCUGGAGUUGUUAUUGUUAUGCCCUGUUGAUAUCGAUCGCUUGAAGACCAAUAACUGCCCGAAACUUGUAAAGGAGCUGUCUAAGGACGAUAAUCAUUUUGCUAUCAGAGCCUUGGCAUCAAAAUUGGUAGAACAAUGGCUAAAAACCGUAAAAGGCGAACAAGUUGUUCCAGUUAAACUUUCGGAAAUUCCUAAUAUAAUAUCGGAAGCGCAAAAUGACAUCGAUGGCUUAACUAAUUCAGAAGCGAGUUUAGAAUACAAAAAUAAUGACGCAACUAAUGACAUUAAAGCCAUAAAAGAAGAAAUCCAAUCAGAAAAUAAUUAUAAUGAUGUUGAUACUAAUAAAAAUCUAAACCAUGUGAUUAAAAGUGAAGUAGACGAAGAGCCUGAGGCAUUACCAGUAUUAAAGAUUAGUUUAAAAGAUGGAAAGCAAGUCAUAUCGCAAGUUGAUGACGACACUGAAAGUAAAACUUCAGACGUAACGUCAGAUUCUGAAAAGUCCAAAGACAAAAAAAGAAAAGGAUAGAUCUGAUGAUAAAAGUAGUAGUACAGGUUCUAAAUCGAGCAGCUCUUCUAAAAAUUCGAGUAGAUCACAUUCAAGUGAUAAACAUAAAAGCCAUAAAUCUAGUUCUAGCCGACAUAGUAGUAGUAGUAGUAAUAAAGAUAGAUCAAGGGAUAAAGAUAGACAUUCCUCUCAUAAUAGUUCUAGAUCAAAAAGUGAAAGCAGCAAAAAAUCGAGCGAUAAGUCGUCUUCCAGUAGCAAAUCUAAAGAUGAACGUAGUUCUCGAUCGUCUACUGACAAAAGUAAAGAUAAAGGAAAAGAUGAUAAAAGUGAGAAAAAUAAAGACAACUCUCAUAGCAAGUCAUCUGAUAAACAAGAUGAUAAAACGCCGUCAGUUCACAAACUAGGUAAAAUACCUAAAUUAAGUGAUGCCAAAAAAGAAAAGCCUUCCAUAUCCAUAGAAGUGAGAAAACCAGAUGAACCUAAGCCGAAAACUGUGAAAACAUUCAACUCUAAGUUUAGAAAACAUGGAUUAGAAGAGGAAGUCAAGCCGCCACCAUCUCGCGCAGCAGUAUUAACAAAGAAAUCUACGCCAGUUUUGCCGCCUACCGUAUCAAUACCAAAGCGACCAUCUCCAGUUCACAAUGAGUCACCUCCAGAAAAAAAACCAAAAACCCUAGAGCCUAUUGAAAAACCAGGGUCUAUCAAACUAAUUCCUCCUAAGCCUAAACGUAAGUAUCUUACUGUAUUCAUUAUAUUUCAAAUAUUUUUAAUGAUUUGUUUUCUUCCAGAUUUACAUUGGUGGUGGCAAGCCCAAGCCCUUCCAAUAGUGUCACCAAGUGUUUUCAAAUAUUUAGGUUGCAUAAUCUUCAGUGGUAAGUCUAAAAUGUAUAACUUAACGGGUUCUAAAGUGUUUUUACCACCUGUAAAGUAUUUUUUUCAAAUAAAUAUUGAAAUCAAUAUCGACUCUUUCCGUUUACUGCUUAGUUCAAGUUUAAUAACCUAA